GUAGGACCCCUCGCUGCACUGCAUUGUGUGUUGUUGAUGCGAUGACAUGAGUUUAGGUUAAAAAGACUUGGAAAAUGAGUGAUUCUCCAGCCGAAUUCAGAAGGGUUUUGUCCUCGGGUCGAAACUCCAGAGAGCUAGAUCGGGAUUCUCAGUCGUCUAUGGAGGGUGCCGUCAUGACGAAGUCCGGAAUGAGGGUUUAUAAGAUUGUUUUGUUGGGCCAAGGCGGCGUGGGCAAAAGUGCUUUGACGCUACAGUUUGUGACGCACAGUUUUCUCGAGUAUCAUGAUCCCACGAUAGAGGAUGCAUAUCAGCAGCAAGCUGUGAUUGAUGGAGAGGUUGGGUUGUUGGACAUACUGGAUACAGCCGGACAAGCGGAGUUUACAGCCAUGCGAGACCAGUACAUGCGAGGCGGCGAGGGUUUCAUCAUCUGCUACUCCAUCACCGACCGCCGCAGCUUCCUGGAAGCGUCCGAGUUCAAGAAAGUCAUCGAGCGCGUGCGGAACACCGAUGAGGUGCCCGUCGUUCUGGUCGGCAACAAGUACGACUUGGAGCACAAACGUGCGGUCACGACAGAGGAAGGCCAGGCCUUAGCCCGGGAAUUCAGCUGCCCGUUUUUCGAGACCUCCGCAGCCUUGCGGCAUUUUGUGGACGACGUCUUCUACACGUUGGUCCGAGAGAUUCGAAUGAAGGAGAAGAACGACAUUCUCGCCCUGGAGAAGAGGUUUAAGAAGAAGGACAAGUCUAUCAAGCUGCAGAAUCUCGUCCGAAAGGUCUUCAGGAAAAAGAGCAACACCACGUUAUGAGUCCACCGUCCCUGAGAACAAAUUGCGGACAGUUGGUGAAUCUUGCCCUGAGACUUUCAAACAAUGUGAGUUCUCUUGAACAGCGAGAUCACUAGGCCAGAAAUUUGCCAGUUCGUGGGUUCCACCCGAAGCGACCCAAUCUUCCGCCAUUAGCUAUACAAGCUGCUAGCUAUCGCACUACACCGUCAAUCUGCAGUUCCGUUUUGUAACGUGUAGUUGGAGACAGUUCUUAAACCAAGGACAUGAUGUGCUGAUCGUGUGUCCUACCCAAGUUGGGAACGCGCGAGAUACAAGUUCCAAAAUCACCUCCGUGAACUUGCCAGAUAUAGUGAACAAAAGCAGUUCUUGCACCGUGCAAACGUCUGAAUGACAUAGACUGAAUGUAGCAACUUAGCUGAACCACCGCACCAAACUUGGCCGACAUUGAGUCUGUCUUCGUCUUUUCUGAUAGUCAGAAUUUGAGAUAUUAGUUUCGGCCCCUCUUUUUUUGUAUGCGGACAUGUCACACUGCUUCACUAGUUAUGGUAACUCCAACGGACCUGUUUGCACAUUUUGCACUUAAGAUGUAUUUGCACUUGAUUUGCCAAUUGUUAACACUCUGUUCACAAAAUUCAGUUGAAGUGCUAAAAUAAGUAUCAGCGUUUGUUUACCCGAUAAUUAUCUUUGCACAAUGUGUAGAGUUUUUACAAAAACAUUGAGUCACUUGCAAGAACAUUGAUUGCACAAGCAUUGUAAUUAUAGGGUAAAGUCUAUUUGGAACAGAAUUAUUUAUUCUAAGAACCCUGCCAACAUUAUUCAGAUAAUCAAGAAAGUUAUUUGUUGCUGCCAUCUUGGUCUUGUCCCCAGAAGCUUCUGCACAAAUGCAUACGAACCACAUCUUCUUGUCACAGUUACCAGACUAAUUUGUCAGCAGUCACAAAAAAAAGAAUUGAACCAAAUGGCCACAGAACUUUAAUUUCCAUUGCUUCUUAUGAUUCUUGGCAGUUCCAAAAAGUUUCAGGAAGUCUAUUUCAAGAAAUCUUUUUACCAAUUUUAAGUUUGAAAUCGUCACAAAACAAACAUAAGGCAUUCAUGCUGCAUACAUAGUGCUACAGUUGUAACAAUUGUACACCAUCAAAAUCUGCGUUUAGAUUUCUAAAAAUGUAAAAAAAAACAAAAUUGUGAAUGGAUUUAAAUUUGUUUAAUGCUGCAGUGAAAUUCUGAUAUUUCGUUUUAAAAUGCAUAAAUUAUUUGUUUUCUAGGAUUUUUUUUAGUGCCAAAAUACACUAAUUUAUUGGAGAAAUUGUUUCCCCAGUGAUAAUGUGGGGUGAUGUUUGAGUGAACGUUGGUGUAAAAAAGCAUUGAGUGAAAAAAACAAAAACCUGUUUAUACCAAAAUUUUGAAAAUGAUUCUGUAGUGGUUACUUGAAUAAAAAUUGACACAUCUUUUAAUAUUUCAAUGAAAAACCAAAACUGCCUUUGCCUCCCACUUUAAUUAUAACUCCACCCAGUUUGAAAACAAACUAUUUAUUAAAAAGAGCUCUCAUAAAUCUCAUAGAAUGAAAAGUAGACAUUUGUGGGCUGAAAUCUAACUGUAUCCAUUCAUAUGUCUUUCACUUUCAAAUAUAAAGUUAAGUUGAAAGUUGAGAAUUUUUUUCUUAUAAUAACGUGAAAUGUGGAAAAAGCCAUUUCUUUUUAUUGGGGUUUCCCAUUUUUUACAAAGCGAUUUCCCCCCAAACAGUUUUUAUUGAAUGAACUUUAAAAUAAUCAAUACUUAUUUUAACAAAUGCGAGCAUUUCUAAAAUCCAUCUGCCAUUUCUUUGCGUAUUUGAAGGCCAAAAUGUAAAGAAUCAACAUGACAGCCACUACCAUCUAUCUCCAAUUUAAAGGAUUGUACAGUGCACAUUAUUUUAUUAUUUAAUUAUACAAAGUGUGUGAACUUUGUCAUUUUUUUUGUAUUUUGUACAGAAAAACAAAACAACUGUAUAUUAAAAUAUUUUCUGUCAAAUAAUGUGUUAUAUGUGUAUAAAUGAAACUGUACAUAAUGUGAAUAAUACCAAAAAGUAAGAAUUGUUAAUACAAUUGCUGUUUAUAGUUGAGAUAAUUUUCAAGUUCUGUUUUUAUCUUAAAAUUUGGAAGUUUUAAUUCUUGUUUGAUGCACUUAUAUACAGUGUUGAUUUCGUUAGUGUUGUUCCCCAAUCAAAUUUAAAUUAUAUCCAGUUUGUAAUAUACAGGAAGUUUUUGCGAACAACCAAAACACAAUUUGGUCAAGAAAUGUGUAAUUAUUUCUAAUUUUUACAAAGAUAACAUGACAUUUUUCUCAAUCAAAAUGAAAAAAAUCUUAAUAGGCUAUGUAAAAACGUGUUCUUAUCCGACUGUUUAAUACAACGUGAAUUUAAUGAAGAACCAUUUUUUAUCCUGAAAAAAAUCCCUUCAAUGAAAUUUUGUAUGCUGAUAUUAUUUUAGAAUGGGAUUGGAAAAUUAAAUUCAGAUCUCGAAGAUAAUGGA
Patiria miniata (bat star) is the source of this 3289-nucleotide messenger RNA. RefSeq names its product GTP-binding protein Rit1-like. Gene Ontology annotation, cellular component: plasma membrane. Gene Ontology annotation, molecular function: GTP binding; calmodulin binding; GTPase activity. NCBI's taxonomy places the organism in Eukaryota, Metazoa, Echinodermata, Asteroidea, Valvatida, Asterinidae. Gene Ontology annotation, biological process: Ras protein signal transduction. The coding region runs from base 75 to 803 and encodes 242 amino acids. The transcript is spliced from 5 exons. The record is from RefSeq and is a predicted model, not a curated record.